ACCUUUGUUUUCUAUACUGUGCUGUCACAUUGUCAUCUUGUCAAUGUAAAUUGUCAAAUCCACGCUGAUCACCUAGGUAUUCCAAAACGCAUGUGAUUUUAGUUUUUAACUUUUUACGCUAUGAUAUUUACAGGAAAUUACUGAGCCAUGGCGAAACUACACAAUUACUACGUUUUAUGUCCACUUAUCGAUCAAAACAGUUUUUUAGGUGUAUCUCAAGAUUCUGACGUUGAAAAUGUUUUAGUUACUUUAGGCAGAAAUGUUAUUAAUAAAUAUAGACUUUCAGAUCAAAAACAAAUCGGCGGCUGGACUUCAAAAGAACACGUAACUUCUACUGUUAUUUUUGAUAAGGACCAAGAUUCUUAUGUGGGAGUUUUCAAUAGAAACACAAUCAAAAUGUGGAAAGAGGAUUCCGAUAACUUGGACAAAACGAAAAAAUACAAAUUCCCAAUCAACAUUUUCAAGUUGAUCCCUAGAGAAAAUCGCCCAUCAUUGAUAAUAUUUAACAAUGGAAAUUGUGCAUCUCUUCCUUACGCACUUGAUAAUAGAAAGACCUAUGAAAGCAAACAGCUUAUUAAAGAGUCCGAUUCAAUUAUUGAUGUAGCUUGCUUCAGUGUAGAGUUAACAGAUUAUGUUUGUUAUGUCGUAAAGAAUGCUAAAGACAAUUAUGAAAUCCUGCUAUGUCCCAUCAGAGAAGAAUUGGGUGACAUGGAAAAGUCAAAAUUGAAUAAAAUUAAAGUGUCUCGACCAGAUGAUGUAUAUGUAGUUGGAGAAUUAAUCAGUGUAGAUGAUAAUUACUGUGUUUAUUUUUUGUGGAAUGAUGGUAAAAUGACAAGUUAUGAUCUAUUGAAAUCAUCUUGGAAGACUAUUGGCACAGUGCCGUGGAUUUCAACUAUGUCCAGUGUAUCUAUUUCCUGGAUGGGCCAGGAUCAUCUCAUCUUGUUUGGAAGCAAUACAGAUCAAGAUGGAGCUAUUAUUGUUGCCUAUAAUGUAAUCCUAGGAGUAGGCUCAUGCAGAUACCCUAUGAAAAUGUACUCAGAAAAUGCAAAACUAUAUUGUUUCAAUGGCCGUAUAAUUCUUGAAGCUUCUAACCACAUUGGAAUGUUGCCCUAUGUCCUGGAAACUAAAAGAAAUCUUUCAAGUCUCCUGGGAUCCCACGAAAUAGUAGAAGAUACAUGCAUGGAAAUUGCAGACUGGGACACUCCCGUUGAACCCAUGUUUAGCAUUAUAGAUGAAGUAAAAGAUUUACUAAAAGUAGGUUUAACUGAAAGAGAUAUGUGUGCACAAGUAAUUCCUCCCCUAGUUGAAAAGGGAGAUUACAAUCAGCUAUUAAGGGUUUUAAAGAAAUUUAAAGAUGUGCCAGAGACUGUCUUAUCCUUAUUAAUAAAUUAUGCUAUAAAACUGGUUAAUCCAGGAAGUGUUGACUUAACAAAUCGCGAUAACUUUGUUAAAUAUUGCAAUUGUGAAGUUGGAACCAAAAAAGAUAAACUCAUUCUCAAGAGCAAAUUUAGACUUCUGGACUAUUUGCUUCAAGUGACAUUUAGUGAUGCGAUGCUGAUACCCCAUUUGAGAAAUGACUUGUCUUUGGACAGUGCAUUAUUCCUAAUGUCAUAUAUCUCACAUUUACUUGUAGAUUCGGACAGAAUUGUCAAUGAAAGCUAUGAAAGCAAACUAUUUGACUGGUGUAUCUUACUUAUGGAUGCUUUUUAUCAGCAGUAUUUGUUGACAAAAGAUGAAAAAGUAUCUAUUGUUUUAAAUUAUACACAGAAGGUUAUUGAGAACCUUAUAGACCAUUUGUAUCAAGUUGAUAGUGCUCUGCCCUUGUUACAUAAAAUAUUGUCAGGAAAACAAGCAGAGGAUAUUGAAGAAUCAUUGUCAUAUGCUAUUGAACUAAUUGAAAUAUAAUUACUUUGUUUUAA
Melitaea cinxia (Glanville fritillary) is the source of this 1919-nucleotide messenger RNA. Its product is annotated as nucleolar protein 11. The record is from RefSeq and is a predicted model, not a curated record. Gene Ontology annotation, biological process: maturation of SSU-rRNA. NCBI's taxonomy places the organism in Eukaryota, Metazoa, Arthropoda, Insecta, Lepidoptera, Nymphalidae. The transcript is spliced from 4 exons. Gene Ontology annotation, molecular function: RNA binding. The coding region runs from base 148 to 1905 and encodes 585 amino acids. Gene Ontology annotation, cellular component: nucleolus; nucleus.